AUGGCGAACCGCCAGGCCAUGUCGAUGGAGGCGAUGCUCGACGAAGAGCGGAGGGAGGUGCUCGCGCUCCUCGAGGGUCCCCAGGCACCGCGGCCAGGCGUUCCCAGCUCGAUGGGGGGCCGCGAGCCCUCCCCCUUCACCUCGCCUCGCUCCCCCGUGCGCAGCAUGCUAGACAUUGGUGACGAUGCUCCUCCAUCCCCCGUCAUCCCCCCUGCUGGCUCGCCGAAAACCAAUGCUAAGAUAGCAUCCCCGCGCAUAGCGCCCGUACGGAGCAUGCUGGACGUGGACAGUCCUCCGCCACCAGCGGUCCGCAGCAUGCUGGACGUCGGCACGCCGUCUUCCUCCUCCUCCUCCUCUAACUUUAAGCCCGUGUUUAGUAACCCCUCGUCGCCCACAGAGCCGAACCUUCGUGCCCAUCCGAGGAGCAUGUCGGAUGCGGCCACGAGGCCCGUCGAUUUUGGACCGAGGUCUUCGGGCUCGCGCCUGGACCGUACUUCGGACUACCAAUUUGGAAACAUCAUCACAACCAAUGCCGGCCAGGCUCUCCCGAAGAGGGUAACGCAGGGCGGCAAGCGCUCGAAUGCCAACUCGUCUUCUAUGGCCGAAGUCAUGCGAGGCAACGACGUGUCCGGUCUGAUGCUACCCGGUGAUAGGGGACGCCACUACUCUCUUGGCGGACCGUCGAUGCGGCCGGGCAACAAAUCCAAGUCCCCUCACAACCGCUUAGGCGUGCGUUCCAUCUCGCCCCACAAUCUACUGAUGGGGCGCCAGUUGAGUCCCGCUGGACGAUCAACUAUCAACGAGGCCCCAGAGAUCGAUAUCAACAACGCCUACCGGCGCCUGUCAGAUGCUGCCCUGGCGAGAUCUAGGGGAAGCCUUUCUGAACUGGGGCGGCCGAAAAGAUCAGACGACAUGGCUGGGAGUGGCCGGUUAGCUAAGGACUACCUGGGCCCCGACGGCGAGUUGUUAGUCGAAGAUAGUAGCGAAGAUAACGAUGAGUCGUCGGAUGACGAAGGCGAGCGUGGUAGGAAGGCUGCUCGCAACUUCGACAGUAGGGACCAGAAAAACCCAGGACCGACAUCCUCCACUAACAAAGCGGCUCGGAGCCUUAUGGCGGCUGCCGAGGAAGAACGCAUUGAGGUGGCUUCACGGCAACCUACGUACAAAUAUCGGUCACUGCUCGACGAGCCAGAGAUUACCGUUACGAACCCAUCGGGCGAGCGAGUAAAGUCGGGCAAGCCGGGUAUCCAUCCAGUCACGAGUUUUGACUUGCCCCCUAGGAGUGCUGGCUCGCGCACUCCCAUAGACUCGGACACGGAGGCCGACCUCACCGACAUCAAAAGAGCGCAAAGGCUCUCGUUUUCCAUGACACAAAUCAAGGACACGCCCGAGGCCCACCGCACCGUCCAGGUUAUCACGCGUGGAGAGUAUUCCAAGCUCGUUCAGGAGGCCGAAGAAGAGCAUAGGCAUCCCCGCAAAUAUAUGGUAGCGACGGAUCUCAGUGACGAGUCGACACACGCCCUAGAAUGGGCGAUUGGGACCGUGCUCCGCGACGGCGACACCCUGGUGGCCAUAUAUUGCGUCGACGAGGAGACGGGGAUCGUGUCUGGGGAUAACGCCAUGGUGCCGGACGAUCCCAAGGCAAUGAAGGAGCAAGCGGUGGCUAUUAAUGCUAUGGCUACCAACAAGAUCCCAACCACACCGGGUGGCACGGCGUUGCCUAUGCAGAAGGGCUCCUCGCCAUUUGCGCCACUGCUGGCUAGCAACAGCUCGGGCGCUAGUGUUUCGCCGGCGCCGUCUAGCAGAGAGCGCAGCAAGGCCGAGGAAGAACGGUAUCGAGCCGUGUACGACAUCAGCGAGCGCGUGACGAAGCUUUUGCGGAAGACGAGACUUCAAGUCCGUGUUAUCGUCGAGGUUCUUCAUUGCAAGAACCCAAAGCACUUGAUUACGGAGGUGAUCGAUCUCGUGAACCCUACUCUUGUCAUUCUCGGGAGCCGAGGGCGAAGCGCGCUUAAAGGUGUCAUUCUUGGCUCGUUUUCCAACUACCUCGUUACCAAAAGCUCGGUGCCUGUCAUGGUAGCACGGAAACGUCUCAGGAAGCAGAGCAAGUACAAGCGACUACCAGCCACGCACCAAGUCAAUAACAUCAACAAUCCCGCAGCCAGGAGUCUAGUAAACGCUAAAAUUGAUUAG
Messenger RNA from Lasiosphaeria miniovina, 2193 nucleotides. RefSeq lists its product as uncharacterized. The record is from RefSeq and is a predicted model, not a curated record. NCBI's taxonomy places the organism in Eukaryota, Fungi, Ascomycota, Sordariomycetes, Sordariales, Lasiosphaeriaceae. The coding region runs from base 1 to 2193 and encodes 730 amino acids. The transcript has 3 exons.